Lutra lutra (Eurasian river otter) is the source of this 1707-nucleotide messenger RNA. RefSeq names its product LRP2 binding protein (gene LRP2BP). The record is from RefSeq and is a predicted model, not a curated record. The coding region runs from base 499 to 1581 and encodes 360 amino acids. Lineage: Eukaryota; Metazoa; Chordata; Mammalia; Carnivora; Mustelidae. Gene Ontology annotation, molecular function: protein binding. The transcript is spliced from 12 exons.
CCUGCGGGAGGAGAACAGCAGCUCCAGCACCCCUCUUGCCUUUAUCCCGCCCCGCGCUCCCCCGCUGUCGGAAAUCUUACCCCACGCCCCAAAUCUGACUCUGAAGGGGGUUGACUCGGCAGCGCUCCGUGGUCAGUCCCCCUCGCUAGUGCUCCCGAGCUGACAGACACCCGGGGAAGCUAAGCCUGCAGGACGGAAGGCGCCCGCGUCUCACCUCUGGGUUGCAAUCAAGCAACAGCAUCUUCCGCCUACAGCCGAGGACAGGACGUCUGGGGAGCGCAGAGCGGCGAGCCAGGCGCCGCGGACUGGCAGGAACUGGCCUUCCAAGUGCUCAUGCCAGUGAUCAGUCUCUGAGAAGGAGGGAGCAAAGUGUCCAGGACUGAGGGGACUCAUGUUUGGCAGGGGGACAGAGGAAGAAGGAACAGCUACCUCCUGCAACGCUUCUUUUAAGCUACAACAACAAAAACCCUGUGCAGUAUUGUAACCACAGAGAGCAACAUGAGUUCAAAGAAGAAUACACAUUGUGGAAACAGGAUGAAAUUGACCAGUGAAAAGUUGCCCAAGAACCCCUUUUAUACCUCUCUAUCCCGGUAUGGUGCUAAGAACCCAAAAUUCUUCCAAUGGAGGAAGGAAAAGACUGAUCGUUACAGCCAUGAGAAUUUGGUGGAUAAGGCAUUGCAGCUCUUGAAGGAAAGAAUAAGAAGAGGGGAUGCUAUGGCAUAUUUCCUCCGAGGCCAACUAUAUUUUGAAGAGGGAUGGUAUGAAGAAGCAUUAGAACAGUUUGAAGAAAUCAAGGAGAAAGACCAUCAAGCAAUUUACCAGCUAGGAGUGAUGUAUUAUGAUGGGCUGGGGACACCUACAGACGCUGAAAAAGGAGUGGAAUAUAUGAAGAAAAUUGUUGAUUCUCCAUGUCCCAAAGCAAGACACUUACAGUUUGCAGCUGCCUACAACCUUGGAAGAGCUUAUUAUGAAGGGAAAGGCAUCAAACAAUCAGAUGAGGAAGCUGAAAGACUGUGGCUUUUUGCUGCAGACAAUGGAAAUCCUAAAGCUAGUGUGAAGGCUCAAAGUAUCCUAGGAUUGUAUUAUUCAACAAAAGAGCCUAAAGACUUAGAAAAGGCAUUUUAUUGGCACUCGGAAGCAUGUGGCAAUGGAAAUCUGGAGUCCCAGGGUGCACUUGGACUAAUGUAUUUUUAUGGACAAGGCAUCCGCCAAGAUACCGAAGCUGCCUUGCAGUGCUUAAGGGAAGCAGCAGAACGUGGAAAUGUCUAUGCUCAAGGGAAUCUUGUGGAGUAUUACUACAAAAUGAAAUUUUUUACUAAGUGUGUUUCGUUUUCCAAAAGGAUUGCUGACUAUGAUGAGGUUCACGACAUACCCAUGAUAGCCCAGGUCACGGACUGUCUCCCAGAAUUCAUCAUCAGAGGCAUGGCCAUGGCAUCUUUCUACCAUGCCCGAUGCCUUCAGCUUGGCUUGGGUAUCACAAAGGAUGAAGCAACAGCUAAACACUACUAUUCUAAAGCUUGUCGUCUCAAUCCUGCAUUGGCAGAUGAACUUCACUGUUUACUUAUUCGUCAAAGAAUUUAGACCAUAAUGGAUUUCAACAAAGAUCAUCAACCCUAACAACGUAGAAUGAUCAGAAGCCAGGUCUCACCUGGGAUGUUUUCAAGCAACUUCUGCUGUGCCCUCUGCUUUGUGGCCUGACUGUGUUCU